AUGCUCCAUCAUCUCCCUAAGACUAUCGAAGAUAGUAUAGAAGUUGCGACACGUCUAGAUAUAUGGUACCUCUGGGUCGACAGAUACUGCAUCGAUGAGGACAGCCCCAGCGACAAGCAUGACCAGAUUCAGCAAAUGGACGCGAUCUAUAGGUCUGCAGCUUUGACGAUCAUUGCGGCUGCUGGAGAAGGACCAGAUCACGGCCUGCCCGGAAUCAACGGAACGACCAGGACAGCUCAACAAACUCUACGUCUAGGUGACUUCACUCUUGCCCAGACCCUAUCUCAUCCUUCCGUAGCGUUGUCUGCAUCUGUCUGGGCGACGAGGGGAUGGACUUAUCAAGAAGGACUACUCUCGCGCCGCCGUCUUAUCUUCACACCUGAGCAGGUUUUCUUCGAAUGCGAGGGCAUGCAUUGUCGCGAAGCCGUCACAAUCCCUCUAGACGAUAUGCAUCUCGUAAGUAAGCAAAGAUUCAAAGCAGAUGCACCUUCCGGGUCUUUCGACGCCAAACGUCCUGGCCGGUAUCCUCUCAUGUACAUGCGGCACGUGGCCGAAUUCUACUUCAAACAACUAUCUUACCCGAGCGAUGCACUUAACGCCAUGCAUGGAAUCUUCAAGUCCUUCCAGGAGCAACCUCCAAAGCGAGCCGUCUACAACAUAUGCGGCAUACCGAUUCUACCCGGAAGAUUCCAGAGCUUUACGAGUCAAAGGCCGUUACAUCCUUUCCUGACAAACCUAUUCUGGUAUCACACCGAGCCUGGACAUCGCCGGCCAGAGUUUCCGAGUUGGUCUUGGGUCGGUUGGCACGGUGGCACAAUAUCGCCAGAGACCUUUGUGAAAAAGAACGAAUCAUAUUCGAAGCUCAAUGCUGAUACAUCUCUUUGGGUGGAAGAAAAGCCUGGCCUGCUACGCGAGUUUGCUGAACCCGUGGCUCCGAACACUUGGCUAGACUACCAAGACAGCCGCUUCCUUCACAUCCAGACAUGGAUACUGGACUGCACAAUUGUCAAUAUUGAUGUCGCAGAUCUGCCAUCCUGGAAAUCAAGCCCGGGACUUUACGCCCGAUUUCAACUGGACGAUGAGAGGAUCGGCUGCGCAAGAUUCCAUCCAUCAAUCACCCCGACCGAGCUUCAACACUGCGACUCCACCGGGCAACCGAAGCAGUAUCUCGGCCUGAUCCUACCCUUUUCUCUAGCUGGCAUGAACUACAUCUACAUGAUCGAGCGAUAUGCUUCAGUACUAGUCGUAGAAGACAAAGGAGAUUGCUACGAACGCGUGGGUGUCUUUCAUCUCUACUCACACUUUGACAGCGGUACAGACGAGCAACGUGCGGAUCUCAGCUUCUGUAUGAGAGCCGAUGGGAAACUCUCGAGCUUCAAGAACGUGGAUAAUGGUUGGGAGCGAGGUGCGAAGAGGCAGAAGCGCAAGAUUCGCUUGGGCUAG
This is a messenger RNA of Parastagonospora nodorum SN15, 1443 nucleotides long. RefSeq lists its product as hypothetical. The transcript has a single exon. Lineage: Eukaryota; Fungi; Ascomycota; Dothideomycetes; Pleosporales; Phaeosphaeriaceae. Bases 1 to 1443 code for a protein of 480 amino acids. The record is from RefSeq and is a predicted model, not a curated record.